AGAAACCACUGAAAACCCAAAAAGUAAAAACGAUGAGAGGGAGAAAAGUAGGAGAAGAACCUGAAAAGGGAAACCAACCUCAAAAACCUACAGUCUGUGUCAAAAGUCACAGUCGCUGCUAACCCCUCAGCCAUAGAAAGAGGGAGAGAGUAUUCCCAAAUUCGUCUUCACUUUCUUACCCUCUUCUCAAUUCUCCAUCUUUUGUUGCCAUGGAGACACCAAUUCCCACUCCGUAGAAAACCCCCAAAAUUUCCGCCAUUUGUGUGAGUAAUUCCUCGAUCGGUUCCUCCAAAUUGGAGGAGCGGGGGGGUUUUCUUCUAAUUCUUCAUUUCCUGAUUAUGGCCGAUCAUGCUGACCCUUCGCCGCUCGUCCCUCCUACGCCGAUCACCGACGCCUCCGAGAUCGACCUCGAAGCCGGCCCUGGCGACCAAAUUCAGUGCCGGAUUUGCCUCGAAACUGACGGUAGGGAUUUUAUUGCACCAUGCAAGUGCAAAGGAACAUCAAAGUAUGUACAUCGAGAAUGUUUGGAUCAUUGGCGGGCCAUAAAGGAAGGUUUUGCAUUUGCACACUGCACGACUUGCAAGGCGCCAUACCAUCUGAGGGUUCAUGUUGCUGCAGAUAGGAAAUGGAGAACCAUGAAGUUCCGAUUCUUUGUGACAAGGGAUAUUGCUUUUAUAUUUCUGACAGUUCAACUUGUAAUCUCGUCACUGGCUUAUUUGGUUUAUCUAAUUGACAGCUCUCAGCAGUCAUGGCUACGUCAUACAUGGAGAUUUGACAGCGGAAUUAGUUUCUACUACAUAUGUGGGGCACUGUUGUUCUUUGCCUUGCUGGGUCUGUCAGGGUGCUUUAUCACUUGCUAUGACCGGAGAGUGCGCAAUGACUUGGCCCAGCCAUGCCGAGAGUUGUGUCUUUGUUGUUGUCAUCCAGGAAUGUGUGCGGACUGUCAUUUGCCCGGUACUCUUUGUAUGUGGACGGACUGUACCACAUGCUUCGAAAGCUGUGCCACUGCUGCUGGAGAAUGUGGUUGCUUAGGGGGUGCUGGUGAAGCAGGGCUACCCUUAUUGUUUAUAAUGGCUUUGAUUGUGCUCGGACUGUUCACUGUCAUUGGAAUAUUCUACAGCGUCUUGGUGGCCACGAUGGUAGGGCAACGGAUUUGGCAGCGUCACUAUCAUAUACUUGCCAAACGGAUGCUGACAAAGGAGUAUGUGGUCGAGGAUGUUGAUGGAGAGAUGAUCAGUUCUGAUUGGACCCCUCCGCCCCUUCCAUCGGAACAUGUUCAGCAACUGAAAAACCUCGGCCUCCUAUGAGAACAUUAACAAUCGACGGAAGGCAGAUAAUCGUGCGCCACUGAUCGUGCUGUAACAAAACAUCAUCAAUGUAGAGAGAGGGAAGGAUGAUGGACUGGACUGGCUGUUUUGAUAGGUCAGUCACUACCUACUACUACUACUACUACUGUAAGGCUUCUGGAGUAAGUACAGGAAGUUAACAAAAGACCCGCCUAUUCAUGUCUGUAACCAGUGAAAGUUGACGAAACGAGACCAGAAUCGAGAUGGUACCAUUUGUAUAACAUUAAGUUCUGUUUGGUUAUCAUUCUCUAGGAAAUGGGGAAAUGGCCAUGCCUUUGAGUUUGGAGGAGAUUCAUUUCCUGCUGGCAGCAUCAUUUCAGAACGUAUCUGAUAACAUGGUUUCUUAAGUGCAUUUGGUGCACGAAAAGGUUCGAUUUGUUGCGAGAAGUCGAAAUUGGUUGUGACGAGAGAUUAUCCAUGUGGAUGCCAUGAUGAAGCUUGGCAGUCGACUCCUCGCCCCUAGAAUCUGUGCAUAUGGUUCAAUCAAUGCAUCAGGGGUGUUCUUGUGAUUGCAGUUUGGCUAAACAUCUGGUUGGAGUGUUGGUUUCAUUUGGAUGUGGCUGCAGAAAACAAUGCAUGUGGACAUGUACUUGUUCAGCCGAGACGCUUAUCUGAUUGUCUCCUCAAAUUAUUG
Linum tenue is the source of this 1980-nucleotide messenger RNA. Lineage: Eukaryota; Viridiplantae; Streptophyta; Magnoliopsida; Malpighiales; Linaceae. The record is from the annotation of a GenBank genome assembly.